GACAGUUUGUGUGAGUCGCAUUCUGUAGAUAACUUUUUUUAUACAUUUAUCAGACUCAACUUCUCCCCAUACCUGUCCAAAGCAACAAUUCACCUAUUCUCGUCGCAUUGCUAUCUCGCUUAGACUUCUCAAUUGGCCCAUUCACACCUCUUACUCACACAAAAUGGCGUCACAGCUGGGCGUUCAGCCUUCGCUCGACAUUGUACGAGAGGUCCUAGCCGCCUCUGCUGCGUCGCCGAAUCCUCCAAACCUCGUUCCCAUAUUCUCCUCCAUAUCCGCCGACUUCCUGACCCCAUCAUCGAUAUACCUGAAGGUCGCCGCAAAGUCAAAAUCAAAACUGUCCUUCCUUUUCGAGAGCGCAGCCACCACAGAGACCAUCGGACGAUAUAGUUUCGUCGGCGCGGACCCCCGCAAAGUCACCAAGACCGGCCCCGGCCAUGGCGAAGAGAAGGACCCAUUGCCAGCGCUCGAGAAGGAGCUUGCGAAGAGCCGCGUUGCCACAAUACCCUCGAUCAGUUUUCCUCCGUUGAUGGGCGGUGCCGUUGGAUAUGUGGGAUACGACUGUGUGAAGUACUUUGAGCCGAAGACAAGGAGAGAUGAUAUGAAGGAUGUGCUUGAGGUGCCGGAGAGUCUGUUCAUGCUUUACGACACCGUCGUGGCGUUUGAUCACUUCUUCCAGGUCGUUAAGGUCGUCACAUAUAUCAAGGUUCCGGAGAACUUGGACGACCUGGAAGCCGCCUACAACGAAGCCACAGCCACCCUGAAGCGCUACGUUUCGAUUCUCAAAGGAAAGGACAUUCCCAUACCGGAGCAAGGUCCCAUCAAGACAGGCCAGGAAUACAAGUCGAACAUCGGACGCGAAGGCUACGAAGGCCACGUGCACAAGCUGAAAGAGCACAUCGACGUCGGCGACAUCAUCCAAGCAGUCCCCUCGCAGCGAUUCGCCCGACCAACCUCGUUACAUCCCUUCAACGUCUACCGACAUCUACGAAACGUGAAUCCCUCCCCCUACCUCUUCUACCUCGAUUGCGAGGACUUUCAGAUUGUCGGCGCAAGCCCGGAACUGCUCGUCAAGGAGGAAGCUGGAAGGAUCAUCACGCAUCCUAUCGCAGGCACAGUGAAGCGAGGCAAGACGACCGCAGAGGACGAGGCGCUCGCGUCGGAACUGCUCAACUCGAUUAAGGACCGCGCCGAACACGUCAUGCUCGUCGAUCUCGCCCGCAACGACAUCAACCGCGUCUGCGACCCGCUAUCCACAAGAGUCGACCGCCUGAUGGUCGUCCAAAAAUUCUCCCACGUCCAACACCUCGUCUCCGAAGUCUCCGGCGUGCUCCGCCCAGGGAAAACCCGCUUCGACGCCUUCCGGUCCAUCUUCCCCGCAGGCACCGUGUCCGGCGCGCCCAAGGUCCGCGCCAUGGAGCUCAUCGCCGAGCUGGAGCGCGAGAAGCGCGGCGUGUAUGCCGGUGCUGUGGGUUACUUCGGCUACAACGCGGUCGACGGCGAGAGGGAGAUCGAGGGCGCGAUGGAUACAUGCAUCGCCCUCCGAACAAUGGUCGUAAAAGACGGCGUCGCGUACCUACAAGCCGGCGGCGGCAUAGUAUUCGAUUCAGACCCCUACGACGAGUGGAUGGAAACCAUCAACAAACUAGGAGCGAAUAUGCACUGCAUAACGUCCGCCGAGGAGAAGCACCUUGCGGAGCAGGAGCAGGGGGAGCAUGCGGAGGAGUGAGUUGUGUGAUUGUGAGGUGGAGAGGUGGAGGUGGGUGGGUGUCCCUUGCGUCUGCGUGUGGGUUGCUAUGGAAGGACGACUAUGGGACCAUGGAAACGACGUCUGUGCGUGGAGGUGAAGUGAGGGAUGAGAUGGGAUGGGGGGAUUAUCGUCGCAUGUCAUGGCUGGAUGUUGUAUCGUGGCUCAUGGACGCCAGCUAGAUAGAUGGGAGGUUGCUAGCGAUAAUGAGUAGAGACGUUGUUGCACCGCAUCGCAGGACCAAAAAUCAAAUUUUC
Aaosphaeria arxii CBS 175.79 is the source of this 2004-nucleotide messenger RNA. Its product is annotated as anthranilate synthase-like protein component I. Gene Ontology annotation, biological process: L-tryptophan biosynthetic process. The record is from RefSeq and is a predicted model, not a curated record. The transcript is spliced from 8 exons. Gene Ontology annotation, molecular function: anthranilate synthase activity. Bases 164 to 1729 code for a protein of 521 amino acids. Lineage: Eukaryota; Fungi; Ascomycota; Dothideomycetes; Pleosporales.